This is a messenger RNA of Mesitornis unicolor (brown roatelo), 2041 nucleotides long. It is a transcript of the gene ELMO3, whose product is annotated as engulfment and cell motility 3. The transcript has 19 exons. Gene Ontology annotation, biological process: actin filament organization; cell motility. The record is from RefSeq and is a predicted model, not a curated record. The annotation marks the transcript as partial. NCBI's taxonomy places the organism in Eukaryota, Metazoa, Chordata, Aves, Mesitornithiformes, Mesitornithidae.
GUGGAGCCUGCCCAAUGCCGAGCGCUACGCCCUGCAGUAUGCGGACGGGCGGCAGACCUACAUCACUGAGUCGAACCGUGGGGAGAUUAAGAACGGGAGCAUUUUACGGCUGACCACCUCCCCGGACCAAGAAGCAGAGAGGUUGUACAGUGGGAUCCAGAGCAACAACUCGGAUGUGAAGACUGACUCGCUGAAGAAGCUCGCCAGCCUCUCCCAGGAUGUUACCUUUGCUCAGGAGUUCAUCAACAGGAAUGGCUUGAAAAAGAUUUUCACUAUUGUGGAAGAAGGGAACGCCACAGGGGAGAUGCUCGCUCACACCCUGAAGGCCUUCAUGGAGCUGAUGGAGCACGAUUUUGUCUCCUGGGAGACUCUUAGUGCAGCCUUCAUCAAGAAGAUCAUGAGUUAUGUCAAUAUGAACGCAGUGGACGCGUCUGUGCAGCAGCUCUCCUUGUCCAUCCUGGAGAACAUGGUACCCACCAGUCGCCUCCUCUUUGAGCUGGUCAAAAAAGAAGUGACACUGGAUCGACUUCUCACCCACCUGCAGGUGACAAAUGCCCAGCUGCAGCUGAAGGCCAUGGCCCUGCUCAUUGCGCUGCUGCUGGCCGCGACUGAUGCUGAGCGGCGGGACAUGAUGGACCGCCUGAGGGAGAAGAACAUCAGGCAGUUUAUCCACAAGAACAUCAUCCACAGCUCUGAGCCGCUGGGGGACGAGAUGGCCCAUUACCUCUACGUGCUGCAGUCUGUCAGCCUCAACCUGUGUGAGCGUCGCAUGAGGACCUCCAUGGAUCCCUACUCGCAGGAGCAGCGGGAGCUCCUGCAGUCACUGCGCCAAACCGCCUUUGAGUCGGAGAGCGAGACGCCUGCCAGCAACUUCAGCACUGAGCGCAGGAGAUCCCUGUGUGCCAAGGAGUUCCGCAAGCUGGGCUUCAUGAACAACAGCAACCCAGCAGAGGAUCUCCGCCGUGCCCCACCGGGCCUCCUCGCCCUCGACAACAUGGUGUAUUUCUCCAGGCACACCCCCAACGCCUACAGCAGGUUCAUCCUUGAGAACAGCAGCCGAGAAGACAAACAUGAAUGUCCCUUUGCUCGGAGCAGCAUCCAGCUCACCCUGAUCCUCUGCGAGAUCCUGCACGUUGGAGAGCCAUGCUCGGAGACGGCUCAGGCCUUUUACCCUAUGUUCUUCGGGCAGGAUCAUUUCUUUGAAGAGCUCUUCUGCAUCUGCAUCCAGCUGGUGAACAAGACCUGGAAGGAGAUGCGUGCUACCCAGGAGGACUUUGACAAGGUGCUGCAGGUGGUGCGGGAGCAGAUCACCAGGACCCUGGCCCUCAAGCCCACCUCCCUGGAGUUAUUCAAGACCCGAGUGAACACGCUGAACUACAGCGAGAUCCUGAAGCUGCGGCAGACGGAGCGGCUGCACCAGGAGGAGACGCUGGCUGUGCCCGUGCUGGAGUUGCGUGAGAGGCUGAAGCCGGAGCUCCUGGAGUUGAUCCGACAGCAGCGCCUGCUGCACCUCUGCGAGGGUACCCUCUUCCGCAAGAUCAGCAGCCGCAUGAGGUUUGACAAGCUCUGGUACUGCCGCCUGUCUCCCAACCGCAAGGUGCUGCACUAUGGGGACGUGGAGGAGGGGGGGCACUCGCCCCCCAUUGAGAGCCUGCCGGAAAAAAUUCCUGUGGCAGACAUGAAGCUGCUGCUGGUGGGGAAGGAGUGUCCACACACGAAGGAGAAGAGCUCUGGGAAGCAAAACAAGGAUGUCCUGGAGCUGGCCUUCUCCAUCGUGUACGACGUAGAGGAAUACUGCCUCAACUUCAUUGCCCCCACCCGCUACGAGUUCUGCCUCUGGACGGAUGGGCUGAACGUGCUCCUGGGCAAGGAGAUGGCGAGCGAGCGAACGCAGACAGACCUCGAUGUCCUGCUGUCCAUGGAGCUCAAGCUGCGGCUCCUGGACCUGGAGAACAUCAGCAUCCCUGACACUCCCCCUCCUGUCCCCAAGCCCCCCAGCAAUUUAAACUUCUGCUAUGACUUCAGCCAUGCCGAGCAGUGA